Molecule: messenger RNA, 1701 nt
Organism: Glycine soja
Lineage: Eukaryota; Viridiplantae; Streptophyta; Magnoliopsida; Fabales; Fabaceae
Product: MATH domain and coiled-coil domain-containing protein At3g58270-like
Exons: 4
Coding region: 189-1421 (410 amino acids)
Molecular function (GO): protein binding
Source: RefSeq, a predicted model, not a curated record
AUUUAUUGGAUUCAGAGUACUCUCAUUUGAUGUACUGGGUCUAUCCGUCCUAUGUUUUGUGCUUAAUCAAUCAUCUGGGACUUGUAAUCUUGCUCCAAAGUCUUUACUUUUCAAAGCGUAUUGGGUUUCUCAUGUGGUUUCAUGUUUUUUGUUUUUAGCAGCAGCUCAAGUCUAGGUACCUAUUUAGAAUGGAGAACCAGCAGGUGAAGGGUGUUGCUUUGGAGAAAUUCACAUGGAAGGUUGAAGGUUUCACCAAAUUGAAUACCAAGAAACAGUCCUCCAAGGCUUUCAAAGUUGGCGGUUAUAAAUGGAAGAUUGUUUUGUAUCCUAAGGGGAGGAAUGUGGAGUAUUUGUCCUUGUAUAUGAAGGUUGCUGAUUCUCUACCACCAUAUGGAUGGAGCAGAUUUGUAUAUUUCAGGUUGGCUCUUAUUAACCAGGUGGAUAGCAAGAAGUCAAUUGUAAAGGAAACCCAGCAGAAGUUUAAUGCUGGAAACAGUGCUUGGGGUUCUCCAUCUUUCAUUCCUCUCAGUGAAUUCCAUGACCUUGCUCAAGGUUAUCUUGUGAAAGAUGCAUGUAUAAUUGAAGCUCAAGUUUUAGUCUCUAAGGUCGCAUUUAACAUCCCAGGCAGCUUAGCCCAAAGCAUUACGACAAUUCAUGAACCUAAUGGAGAUCAAGCUAGGCUAACAGAAGUGGAAAUGACACCUUCAGAUUUGACAUCAAGUCCUACAAGUACCCAAGGUUCUAAAGAUGAUCACGUAAAUGAAAUAGAACUGCAACUCAUACACUCAGAAGAUCAAGAAAUAGGACCCUCAGCCUCAGAUUUCACUCCAAGUCCUAAACAAGUUCAAUUUGCUCCUAGUGCUCCCCCUAUGUAUCCUUCUUUAUUUGAUGAAUCUGAGCAAGUGAUCUUAACCCCUCUAAGUGACCUUAUAGAUUUCAAUAGUGUAGAGGCAGAAGAAGCAUCCUUUAUUCCAUUAUGGGAGGAGGUAUGUUCAUGGCAUCCAUCACUAAUAGAGAAUCAAAGAAGGAGAAGUCCCAGGUUCAUAUUGUGGGCAUUCAUUGCCUUGGGACGAGUGCUACAUUUCCUUAAGACUAAGACAAUUAGGGAUAUGGGUAAUGAUGAUUGUAUGAUGCACCUUCAAGUUCUAUGGGAAGAACUUCAACCCUUUGGAUUUGACUUGACAUGGCUAGAGCCCCAUGUUCAAUCAGCAAUGAGUGCAAAAGCUUAUUUUGAAAGAGGAGAGUACGUGAAAAGUAUAAGGGUCAAUAUAGCUUCUUUAGAGAUAGAAUUGAAGAAGCUGAAGACUAAACUGGCUGUUGCAGAACUUGACCUUGAGGUUGCAAGGAGAGACUUGGCAGAGGUAGAAAAUGAUUUCCAGGAGAGGGACAUGGAUGCUGAACUUGGUUAUGGGAUACCAUAGUCCUUAGCCGCUUGAAGGAAGCUUCAUUUGGUUCUUUUUUUUUAUCUUUGAGAAUCAAAGACAGAUACUAGAUUUACAACAACUCACUGUUGAACCAACUAAGUUAAAUCUUUGCUAACUUCAUUUGAUUUGCUAUUGUUAUUUGCUACCAACAUACAAAACAUAUACCUUACUCUAAUAAUGUACCUAAAUUUGGAAGCAGUACGUGUUUAUCUUACUCUCAAAUCAUAUAGCCUUGUCAUUUAUGAAUUGAAACUCAUUGCAUUGCUAGAAACAAAAA